Molecule: messenger RNA, 1478 nt
Organism: Cannabis sativa
Lineage: Eukaryota; Viridiplantae; Streptophyta; Magnoliopsida; Rosales; Cannabaceae
Product: WAT1-related protein At4g08300
Exons: 7
Coding region: 137-1279 (380 amino acids)
Cellular component (GO): plasma membrane
Molecular function (GO): transmembrane transporter activity
Source: RefSeq, a predicted model, not a curated record
AUUGCAUGUACUAUUCAACUAGAUCAUCACACAGUACUACUCACACCCUCUUUCUCUUCUCUUCUAUAUUCUCUUUCUCUCUAUCUAUAAAUAUAUAGAAUUAUAUAUGCAAGACAUGCAUAUUUAUUAUAAUUAAAUGGGAGAGAUGAAUAAUAAGAAUAAGAAGAAAUUAUUAUUAGGUAAUUAUAGUAAUAUUUGGAAGAAGUUGAAACCUCAAGUGUUGAUGAUAUCAACACAACUUGGUUAUACAUUUCUUUAUUUCAUUACAGAAGCUUCUUUCAACAAUGGAAUGAAUCCUCAUGUUUAUAUCACUUAUAGACAUAUUGUUGCUGCCCUCUUCAUCUUUCCUUUUGCCUUUUUUCUUGAGAGAAAACAAAGGCCAAAGCUAACAUUCCCUCUAUUUGUUGAGAUUUUUAUUCUUUCACUCUUGGGGGUUGGUUUAACACUAAACACAUAUUUUGCAAGCUUGAAAUACACAUCUCCAACUUUUGUUGCUUCAAUGGUCAACACCAUUGCCUCCCUAACUUUUAUAAUUGCUGUUGUUCUAAGAUUAGAGAUAAUUAAUCUCCGAAAUUCGAGGGGUAUAGCCAAAGUUCUUGGAACCCUAAUCUCAUUAGGUGGUGUGAUGACCAUGACAUUGUACAAGGGACCAAUUGUGAGAAAUGUAUGGCCUCCAUUGAUCAAAAUUCAAGGUAGCAAUGGCUCUCAUGAGCAUUGGUUAAAGGGUUCACUUCUCACUGUCUCAAGCUGCAUCACUUGGUCUAUUUGGUACAUAAUGCAGGCAUACACAUUAAAAAGAUACCCAGCACAAUUAUCAUUGACCACGUGGAUGAGUUUCAUUGGUGGAGCACAAUCAGCUGUGUUCACAGUGUUUGUACAGCAUAGUCCUUCUGCUUGGACUAUUGGAUUUGAUAUUGACUUGUGGUCCAUACUAUAUGGAGGAGUAGUUUGUUCAGGUUUAAUAAUAUUCAUUCAACUAUGGUGCACUGAACAAAAAGGACCAGUUUUUGUGACAAUGUUCAAUCCAGUUGGUACUAUAUUGGUUGCCAUUUUAGCUUACUUUGUCCUAGGGGAAAGACUCUACACCGGCAGCAUACUUGGAGCACUUAUUGUGAUUGUUGGGCUAUAUAUGUUGCUAUGGGGAAAAGAUGGAGAUGAGAAGGUUGAAAUGAUAAUCUCAGAAGAAGAAGAAGAAGAAGAGCCAAACCAUAUUGAUCAUUAUAAUAUUAAUGCACCUAAAAUAAAAGACAAUAAUGGAUUACAUGUUGUUGAACCUUGAAAUUGCACUACUACUAUCAUAAUAAAUUAAACCCUAAUUUAGCUAGCUUUUGUAAGAACAAACAAGACUAUACAUAUAUUAUGAUGAUCAAUGUUGAUUAUUAUUUCUACUUGAUAUAUAUCUUGUAUGUCACAAUUAAUAUAAAUGGAUUUUAAUGAUGAUGAAGUGUGAAAAUAUAGCAAGGUAGAGAUUGGACUUA